Molecule: messenger RNA, 2008 nt
Organism: Fundulus heteroclitus (mummichog)
Lineage: Eukaryota; Metazoa; Chordata; Actinopteri; Cyprinodontiformes; Fundulidae
Product: kinesin-like protein KIF25
Exons: 3
Coding region: 416-940 (174 amino acids)
Biological process (GO): microtubule-based movement
Molecular function (GO): microtubule binding; ATP binding; microtubule motor activity
Source: RefSeq, a predicted model, not a curated record
CAGCCUCAUAAAGAUCAUUACCCAUGCAAAGCAGGUCAGGGAUUUAAAAGGUGUGAAGAAGGUGUGUUAGAGCUCUAACAGCAACAUCUUUAGUUGUACAGAUUGAAAGGAUUAAAUUAGCCCAGUCCUAAACCUACUUUAAACUCUCUUGCUUAAGCUCAGUCAAACUGUGUGAAAAGCAUUUGUUUAUUUUCAAAUCUUGCCAGUUUUUUUUAGCAAAGAAUGGACUUCUACCUCAAAAGGACUUGCAGCUGUAAAGGGAACAAAAGAUAAUUUGACAAAUUAUUGACUCAGGAGGCCUGAAUACAAAUUUUAUAUAUAUUGUAUUAAUACUUUAGCCUGUGUAGCACUGCAGCAAUCCCUGCAUUCAUCCAUCCUGUGUCCAGUCCGCAGGCUACAGAGAGCCAAAAAGGACAUGCAGAGCUCCACCUGUAAGCAGUGGUGGAGUCCACGCUGCCGCCGUGCAAACCCUCCUGCCCGGCGCUCCGUUGAUGAACUGACUGUGAGCCCGGCCUCCUCUCCAUGUCCCUCUCCCUCAUUCUCCCCGUGCCUCUCCCCCCGAAACAGCAUCUCGGCGACUCAUUUCCGGACAAAGCUGCAGCUGGUGGACCUGGCAGGGAGUGAAUGUGUCGGUAUGACUGGAGUGUCAGGGGCAGCUCUGUGGGAGGUGUCGUGCAUUAACCGGAGUCUCUCGGCUCUUUCGGAUGUCCUGGGAGCUCUGGCUGAACACAGGCCCCACGUCCCCUACAGGAACAGCAAACUCACCCAUCUGCUGCAGGAUGCCAUAGGGGGCGAUGCCAAACUGCUGGUGAUGCUGUGUGUCUCUCCCACGCAGCGCUUCAUCACAGAGUCUCUACAGUCGCUCGCCUUUGGCACAAGAGCUCGCCAAGUCCAGAAGGAGAGACCCCAAAGGAGAACGAACGCACUAAAAGUGAAAUGAUGAGGCAGAGGAGGAUUUAUCUCUGCAGAUGCCCUACCCUUAUGCAGUCUGGCAGCCAUGUGCACAGGCAAUUUUGGGGGAAGAUACUCAAGCCAAAAAAUAAAUAAAAAAUUACCAAACUUAGUCAUAAAAUGGGGAACACACAAAACAAAGUAGGAUAUACUGAAUCUGUAAUUUACUUGGAUUUAUCUUUAAACCAAUCAAUACAUGUUUAAUAAAUUAGGGAAACUCAAAUAAUCAAGGGACAGAGAAGAGUGGGAGCAGAACAAAACUCUAACCAGAACAAAACUAACCAAUCACUGCUCUUUGGUCCGAAGAGCUGUGAUUGGUCAGAGUUUUUACAGGCCUGCAGCUCUCACAGAGAUAAAAAAAAAAUGUAUUCAUCUUUUUCUGAAUACAUAAUUUAUUGACUACGUUCUGGAUGGAAUGACUAUUUUACCCAGUAUAAUAAAAAAGGGUUUCUGAACAGGAUUACCAACCAUUUAAAGCAGCACAGUGUAACUUUUAGCCACUAGGGGCGCUAUAUCUGUAACUUCCAGGUCUAGAGCCCCUGACGGCCACUGGCAACAUAGCGCUGUCACAAAAUGAAAACAGUCCCCCUCCGUGUUUUGGAAUAUGAUAUCAGACCACUUUUGACCAGCAGAUUGAGACGCCAUGGAGUUACUUGUAAAGACAUGGUCGCAUUCACCCGUCUAGAUUAAAUCCUACACAACAGAACCAAAAAUAUGUUUGAUUAGGUAAGGGUCAUAUGUUUUGUUUUGUUGUUACUCAGACUGUCGUAACCUAGAAUGGUUCAUGUGACCUAGAGCAAACAUUUAGCAACGGAUCUGACGCUCUGAAGUAACAGGGUAGUUUUUGAGAAGGGCAACCAGAACUGAGCAUUAAGUGCUAUAUACAGUAUAUUGACCUGAAAAAUCAUUUAAUAUAUCUCAAAGCUAAUAUUUGGGUCAAAACGUACAUGGCACUGCUUUAAAUCUUAUCAAACUCUGCUCUAAAUAAAUAAAAAUAAAGCAUCCAAUAGUCUUUGAAAUUACAUUUACAAAAGAGGCAAGACAGUAUAGUUAUUAA